AAAUAUUAAUGUCUGGGUGGAUCUUGGACUCCUGCGCACAAACCCCACCCCUUCACCACAGAUGUGCCAAUCAAACAACCACUUGAUUGAUAUCUACAGUGCACCAAUGAGCAUUCACCUAGUUUAUCAUCGACCUCAGAUACUCCGAUACCUGUUUACUCAUUAUAACUGGAAUAGAAGCGGAUUCACUCUCUGAUCAGAUUUGAGCGGCUUCCCAAUCAAAUGCAUCACACAGCCAAGAUGGUUAAAAAAGGGAUGGUGCUUAUUGUCGUGCUGGGUGUGACCAGCAUUUCUGUGUUCUGGAGAAUAAACAUGACGCCGCCAUGUGCUUGUGACAGGUGUUUAUCUGAAGAUGAUCCCUGGUUCAUGCAGCGUUUCAACAAAUCUGUUGAACCAUUUCUGUCAGCAAACUACAAACUGUCAGAGGACGCUUUCAACUGGUGGAAGCGGUUACAGGCUGAACGACGCAGCUUCAGUACCUACAGAAGAACAGUGGACAGGCUGUUCCAGAUGUUCCCACCCAGUCCAGUUGUUAUAGAACCCAGACCUGACCGCUGCAGAACUUGUGCUGUGGUGGGGAACUCUGGGAAUCUGAGGGGAUCACAUUAUGGACCACUCAUAGAUUUCCAUGAAUUCGUCAUACGAAUUAACCGUGGUCGUAUACAAGGCUAUGAAGCGGAUGUUGGGAGCAGAAUAACUCAUCGGGUCAUGUAUCCAGAGAGCGCUGUGCAUUUAGAUAACACCACCUAUCUAGUGAUGGCUCCAUUUAAGACACGGGAUUUUGAGUGGAUCAUGAAGGCCAUCACCAUUGGACCCUCUGGAAAGCCAAGAAUCAGGGCUAACAAGAAUUUGGCGAUGUUCAUGAACCCAGCUUUCAUGAGGUAUGUUCAUGACAUGUGGCUGCAAAAGAAGGCCGGGUAUCCAUCCACUGGCUUCCUUGCUCUGGUUCUUGCCCUGCACAUUUGUGACGAGGUCCAUGUGUUUGGUUUUGGAGCAGACAGUGAUGGGAACUGGAGCCAUUACUGGGAAAAACUCAGAUACAAGAACUUAAAAACUGGAGGACAUCCUGAGGGACUUGAGUAUAAGGUCAUCCAGGAGCUAGAUAUGCGACGAAAACUCACGUUUUAUGCAGGGUGGUGAUCUUUCUAUCAGCAUUCAAAGUAUUCAAGCCAAGAAGCAUCGGCCUUACACAUCUCUUCUGGGACUGACUCCCUUUGCUGCAAACAUUAACCCUUCAUAGAUUAAAACUGUGAGUGGUGAAUCAUCCAGAUCUAUGGAGAGGGAAUAAACUACAUGUGUACACAUGACACACUAUAAAAUUAUAUCAAAGAUGUAUAUUUAUAUGUAUAUACUCUAUAGAUAGAUAGCCAACAGACUACCGAAUACAGAAUACACAUGUGCCUCUAUGAUUGUGACACAAUACUAUUCUAUUAACUGAAAGUUAUGGAUACAAAUCUGUACCAGAAUCUCUUCUUGUUUACAUGGAAUAAAAAUGUUGGGGUGGUGAA
This is a messenger RNA of Sebastes umbrosus (honeycomb rockfish), 1508 nucleotides long. Its product is annotated as CMP-N-acetylneuraminate-beta-galactosamide-alpha-2,3-sialyltransferase 1-like. The coding region runs from base 223 to 1140 and encodes 305 amino acids. The transcript is spliced from 7 exons. Gene Ontology annotation, molecular function: beta-galactoside (CMP) alpha-2,3-sialyltransferase activity. The record is from RefSeq and is a predicted model, not a curated record. Lineage: Eukaryota; Metazoa; Chordata; Actinopteri; Perciformes; Sebastidae.